Molecule: messenger RNA, 2014 nt
Organism: Peromyscus leucopus (white-footed mouse)
Lineage: Eukaryota; Metazoa; Chordata; Mammalia; Rodentia; Cricetidae
Gene: Adat1
Product: adenosine deaminase tRNA specific 1
Exons: 10
Coding region: 73-1593 (506 amino acids)
Biological process (GO): RNA processing
Molecular function (GO): RNA binding; adenosine deaminase activity
Source: RefSeq, a predicted model, not a curated record
ACCGGGUUCUCUGGCGAGUGUGGCGGUAGAAGGGUUUUGGCUUUUCGGAGGGCCUCGGCUCCAGCUCCAGCUAUGUGGACAGCAGACGAGAUUGCUCAGCUGUGCUAUGCACACUAUCGUGGCAAAUUACCCAAGCAGGGGAAGCCUGAGCCAAAUCGUGAAUGGACUUUGUUGGCAGCUGUGGUGAAGAUACAGUCUCCAGCUGACCAAACUUGGGACACCACUGAUAAGGAAGUGCAAGUGACAAAGGAAGUUGUCUCAAUGGGAACAGGAACAAAAUGCAUAGGCCAGUCCAAGAUGAGGAAGAGCGGAGACAUCCUCAAUGACAGCCAUGCUGAGAUCAUAGCCAAAAGAAGUUUCCAAAGGUACCUUCUCCAUCAGCUCCAUCUGGCGGCCGUCCUGAAAGAGGAUAGUAUCUUUGUGCCAGGAACCCAAAGAGGACUGUGGAAGCUCAGACCUGACCUGUCUUUUGUGUUUUUCUCUAGCCACACACCCUGUGGGGAUGCCUCCAUCAUUCCAAUGCUGGAGUUUGAAGAACAACCUUGCUGUCUUGUCAUCAGCAAUGGGGUCAACAACUCACCUGUGGAAAGGAGUGAUAAUCUAGAGGAUUCCAAAGAUAAAAGGGAUUGUGAAGACCCUGACAGCCCUGUAGCCAAGAAGAUGAAGCUUGGAGCUCCUGCCAGGGCGCUCUCCAGUGGCCUCGCUCACCAUGGGAUGCAGGAAAGCGGUACAGUCAAACCAGAUGUCAGCAGCUCUGGUCUCACCACGGAGGAGGAGCUGGAUGCUGCCAAGGGAACAGCUCCAGGGAGGUUCCGAGUGGUGGAUGUGCAUAGAACGGGAGCCAAGUGUGUUCCCGGAGACACGGGGGACCUGAGAAAGCCAGGUGCUGCCUACCACCAGGUGGGGCUGCUUCGAGUAAAGCCGGGCAGGGGAGACAGGACGUGCUCCAUGUCCUGCAGUGACAAGAUGGCACGGUGGAACGUCCUGGGAUGCCAGGGCGCACUGCUGAUGCACUUCCUGGAAAAGCCCAUCUACCUGUCAGCUGUGGUCGUCGGGAAGUGCCCAUACAGCCAGGAAGCCAUGAGGAGAGCCUUGACUGGCAGUUCCCUCCUCCUCAGGUGUCAGGAGGUCUUGGAUUUACCCCGAGGCUUUGGAGUUCCUGAACUGAAGAUAGAGCAGUCGGGUUUGCUGUUCGAACAGAGCCGCCGUGCAGUGCAAGUGCAAGUGCAAAGAGCCGACGGAGCGGGCCGGCUCGUUCCUUGUGGGGCAGCUAUCAGCUGGAGUGCUGUUCCUGAGCAUCCUUUGGAUGUGACUGCCAAUGGUUUUCCACAGGGAACAACCAAGAAAGAAAUUGGAAGCCCUCGGGCCAGAUCCCGAAUCAGCAAGGUGGAACUCUUUAGAUCAUUCCAGAAGCUGCUGAGCAGCAUUGCAGAAGACAAGCAGCCAGACUCUGUCAGGGUGCAGAAGCUGGACACCUAUCAGGAGUACAAGGAGGCUGCAGCUGCCUACCAGGAAGCCUGGCGCGCACUCCGAAGGAAACAGCCGUUUGCAUCCUGGAUCAGAAACCCACCUGACUACCACCAGUUUAAGUGAACUCUUGCUCAUAUCAGGACCCUUCAUAUUGAUCUGCCUCUCCCUUCAUGCUGAGCAAACCUCUGCUUUUCUGGUGGUUACAUCGGAGAAGAAAGAAACGCCAUCUCUCAGCGCCGCACCUCUUUGGUGUCCUGUAGAUGGAACCUGGACCUCAUCAAUCUGCACUUGAUUGGAGUAGCUCCUUGCUAAAGUGGCCUCUCGAUACUGACUGUGGUAUCUGCCUUCAGUAGUGCUUCAUUGGUGCUCCAUACUGCAACAUCUGAGUUCGGAACCCGAUGCUUUUUAACGUGAUCUGCAGCAGCUCUGCCUUAUGUUGUCCUACACUGAUUCGGCAAAUGUUUAUUGGGCUGAAAUGAUAUUAGAAUAUCUGGAAACUUUGUAGCUUCUCCUGGAGUAGUGAACAUGUAUUUCAUAUUCCAAA